This is a messenger RNA of Trichechus manatus latirostris (Florida manatee), 1080 nucleotides long. RefSeq names its product cathepsin Z (gene CTSZ). The transcript is spliced from 6 exons. Gene Ontology annotation, molecular function: cysteine-type endopeptidase activity. The record is from RefSeq and is a predicted model, not a curated record. NCBI's taxonomy places the organism in Eukaryota, Metazoa, Chordata, Mammalia, Sirenia, Trichechidae. Bases 139 to 1053 code for a protein of 304 amino acids. Gene Ontology annotation, cellular component: lysosome.
CCUUAAGGGCCGGUGGCGUUGGGCCCGGGUGGGAGCUGACCCGGCGCGGGAUCUGAGCGCAAGCCGGAGCGGGAUCUAGAGCAGAACCCAGGGCGGGGCCCGGAGCACGACCCGGAGCGGGGCCUGGAGCAGCGCAGCAUGGCGUCGUGCGGAGCGCAGCGGCGGGUGCUGCUGCUGCUGCUCGUGCUGCUGGCGGGCGCGGCGCGGGCCGGCCUCUACUUCCGUCCCGGCCACAGCUGCUACCACGCCCGGCGCGGGGACCCGCUGGCUGCGCAGGGCCGCAGAACCUACCCCCGGCCUCAUGAGUAUCUGUCCCCGUCAGACCUGCCCCAGAGCUGGGACUGGCGCAACGUGAAGGGCGUCAACUAUGCCAGCAUCACCAGGAACCAGCACAUCCCCCAGUACUGUGGCUCCUGCUGGGCCCAUGGCAGCACCAGCGCCAUGGCAGACCGGAUCAACAUCAAGAGGAAGGGCGCGUGGCCGUCCACCCUGCUGUCCGUGCAGAACGUCAUCGACUGCGGUGACGCAGGCUCCUGCGAGGGUGGCAACGACCUGCUGGUGUGGGCCUACGCCCACACGCACGGCAUCCCCGACGAGACCUGUAACAACUACCAGGCCAAGGACCAGGAGUGUGACAAAUUUAACCAGUGUGGCACGUGCACGGAGUUCAAAGUGUGCCACGUCAUCCAGAACUACACCCUCUGGAAGGUCGGCGACUACGGCUCCCUCUCUGGGCGGAAGAAAAUGAUGGCAGAAAUCUACGCCAAUGGCCCCAUCAGCUGCGGGAUCAUGGCGACAGAAAGUAUGGAUAAAUACUCUGGCGGCAUCUACGCGGAAUACAGCGAGGAGGCCUCCAUAAACCACAUCGUCUCGGUGGCUGGCUGGGGUGUCAGCAACGGGACCGAGUACUGGAUUGUCCGCAACUCAUGGGGUGAACCAUGGGGCGAGAGAGGCUGGAUGCGGAUUGUCACCAGCACCUACAAAGGCGGGAAGGGUGACAGCUACAACCUUGCCGUGGAGAAGUCCUGCACUUUCGGGGACCCCAUUGUUUAAGGCGGCUCUGGAAGAGCAGCUGGUUGA